AUGGCUGGAACGGAAAUUAUAACAAAUAGUGAAAGUAAUGAUCAAUUUUUUGAGGGUGUCGAAAAGUUAAUCGAAAUUUGGUUUACGCCGGUAAAACACGCGGACCUCCGAAAAAUUACUCGCCAGCAAUGGGAGAAUGUAUUGAAGAUAGUCCGCUGUGAAAUAAUUUCUUUCACACAGAGCGAGCAAGUUGAUGCCUAUGUUUUAAGCGAAAGUAGCAUGUUUGUAUCCCGUCGUCGCUGGAUCCUCAAGACGUGCGGCAAAACGACACCCCUUCGCUGCCUGCGUGCAGUGUUGCAGCUAGCACAAGAGGCUGCGGGACAUUCUCGCGUGCAGAACGUUUUCUACUCGCGUAGGGAGUUCGCUAGACCUACAGCACAGUUGAAGCCGCACGAUAACUUUGAUUCAGAGGUGGAGCUGCUGGAUUCAUUCUUCGGAGACGGUCGCGCGUACAUCAUGGGCCCGGAGAAGGAUUGCUGGUAUCUUUACACGCUCUUACCUCUAGAGGGUACAGUAGAUGCACUGGAGAAGGAACAGCAAGAGAGUGUCGGGUGUGGGACGUCGGAACCCGACCAGACUAUAGAGAUACUCAUGUCGGACCUCGACCCUGAGGUGAUGGACAUCUUCACACGAGCCUCUUCAUCAAACGCUGCUGAAGCCACCAAGGCGUCAGGAAUAGACAAACUUAUUCCCGGAAUGGCGAUAGACGACUACCUGUUCGAUCCCUGCGGGUACUCUAUGAAUGGCGUCGCUAAAGAUAGGGAGCUGGAAUUACCAUCUGGCUGCUACAUGACGAUCCACAUCACGCCCGAGGCGCAGUGCUCGUACGUGUCGUUCGAGAGCAACGUGGCGUGCGCCAGCUACGAGGCGCUGGUGGCGCGCGUGCUGGCCGCCUUCCGCCCCGCCAGGUUCCUGGUCACGGUCUUCACUACGCCGGACUCGCCGAGCGCGGACGCGUCCCGCCAACUGAAAAAGUUCUCGCUGAACAGCUACGAGCAGAAGGACGCGCAGCACUGCCGCUUCUCCGGCUACGAGCUGCACUACGCGCUGUACGCCAAGUUCCCGAGC
Molecule: messenger RNA, 1068 nt
Organism: Brenthis ino (lesser marbled fritillary)
Lineage: Eukaryota; Metazoa; Arthropoda; Insecta; Lepidoptera; Nymphalidae
Source: the annotation of a GenBank genome assembly